UAAAAAAAAGACAAUUUUGUACAAGUAAAAAAUGUCUAUGAAUGAUAAUUGUCAUUAUUAUAUUUAAAGAACUUUUAAACUUUUUUUUUAAACAGGAAGUGUUUUCAACGCUCUUAUCUACCACGUAAUUUUGAAUGAUGUGUACUUGUUUCAAAUGGAGUUUAUUGAUUAUGUGAGCAAUGGUUGCUUCGUCUCUUAUUGUCAUCGCUGCACAGAAGUGCUUGUGUGUCCGUAAGAAACGUUUAAGUUCAUCGACAUGUCUAAAUUUAACUGUUCAAAUAUUGGCCGUGGAUCUGGGAGUCAAAUAUGCCGUGCUGUACGACUGUAAUGCAGCAUCACCCGAACAAAUCCAGCUAUUCCUCAAAUCUCUGCAGGAAUUAGGAAUUGUGAAAAAUACACUUCGGGUGCUCUCCAUAGAUGACAACACCAUCAUUUUUAAUCCUACCGCAAUGGAGUCCUACCUGAACGAACUGCUUCAAAACAAACAACGAGUCUUUCUUAUUGACGUAAGUCCCUAUAGAAAACAGCCAGUCUUGACUGACUUUGAAGAAAGAAUCGAGGAUAUGAUCAAAUCUCUUUCAGGAUUAAUCAUUAAUGGGGUGGACGAAAGCUCAUCAGUCAUUGUGGUAAACAAUGAGAUGUAUAAUGAGUGGAACUUGUGCACUCUCUUUGGAAUCCUGUUAGGUUAUCCAGCAACUUACUGGUUUGACCAAACCAAGGGAUUUGAAAAUUGUUUGUCUAUGAUACCACUGGCAACGUGCACUGUUCGUGUCAAGUGGCAGAUAAAUGACAUCGAUCAUUGCAGUUGUCUGUACUCAUUCAGUAUUCCAGAUGAACUGUGGGGGGAAUUACAAACUCAUAUGCAGCAGUGGACUGAGAGUCUGAGAGAAAGAUUUAACAAACAGACAAUUUUGUCCGAUUUCUGCUUUACUAGGGAUAUUAUCACAUUACCUGCCGUGACUCUGUGACCAAACCACAUAUUUUUCAUGUUAAUAAUACAAACUGAUAAUAAACUUUUUUGCCAUCAUUAAUCGUUUGUAUGAAGGUUGCAGAGAUAUUCUUACAUCAAUUAUUUACAUGUAUGGUAUUAGCCAAUCCAUUUUCCCUAAAGCAAAAUAUAGGAAAACUAUUGUCAUUG
Molecule: messenger RNA, 1138 nt
Organism: Paramisgurnus dabryanus
Lineage: Eukaryota; Metazoa; Chordata; Actinopteri; Cypriniformes; Cobitidae
Gene: c7h1orf74
Product: chromosome 7 C1orf74 homolog
Source: RefSeq, a predicted model, not a curated record